GAGAAGUCUUGGAGGGAAUCUCUUUUCAUCACAAACGAGGACUUAUUUUAGACGUGAAUCUGCCAUAUUUCCGGACGAAAUUCUCAUCGUGGGAAUAUAUGACCCAAUCCGUCCCAAAGGAGCACCGGUGCUGACCGGCGUCAUCGAACUCUGCCUGCAACCAUGUCAUUCACGAUUCCAGCACGCCUCGCACGACCCUCUAUUCGCUCGCAGAGCCCCGUAGAGGCAAGACAGCGUGUUAUCCAACUCUACCGUGACUGGUGCCGUGGUGCCCCGGAAAUCAUCUCCCUCUACGCCCUCAACGUCUCACCUGCAUACAUACGCUAUUGCAUCCGUCAGCGCUUUGAACGCCAUCGACACGUCACUGAUCCCCGCGCCGUCGAGGUACUACUCUUGAAGAGCAGGCAGGAGUAUCAAGAGACGAUGAACUGCUGGAAGCUCCCGGAUCAGGUUAUGGGUAUUCUUUUGAAGCCGCAGGAGAGGACGAAGAAGACAUUCUUGCAAAAGUUUUAUGAAGGUGGAGAUGAAGAGGGGCUUAUACCGGCUGCGACUGGCGUCGCAUAGAAUCAAGCUGAUGAUCUUGUUUAAAUGAACGCUUGAAAUCGUUACACAACGAAUAGAUGUGCGCAUAAGAACCAUCAGCUCUGGUCUUAUUCAUUGAAUGCACGAGGGUUACCUCUUUUCGAUUUGGGUGUUGCUCCAAUUUUCCAGAGACCUCCUCAGCACGAAUGCGAGGAAAUCUCGCAUUCUUGCAUUGGUAGCUAUCGAGCAAGACAUAGUGGAUCGCCCGCCAAUGAGCUCGAAUUCUGAAGGCAAAUUACGUGGUGGUCUCAACAUGUGCUAAGACGGCAAUGACUUGUACAGAUUAUAAAUUUGGGCGUAAGCACGCACUGUCAAUGUCGGCUUCCACAGAGGGUAAUGACAUUGGUGUAUGGCCU
Messenger RNA from Desarmillaria tabescens, 938 nucleotides. RefSeq names its product NADH dehydrogenase 1 alpha subcomplex subunit 6. Bases 163 to 564 code for a protein of 133 amino acids. The transcript is spliced from 3 exons. Lineage: Eukaryota; Fungi; Basidiomycota; Agaricomycetes; Agaricales; Physalacriaceae. Gene Ontology annotation, biological process: response to oxidative stress. The record is from RefSeq and is a predicted model, not a curated record.